Molecule: messenger RNA, 773 nt
Organism: Strigops habroptila (Kakapo)
Lineage: Eukaryota; Metazoa; Chordata; Aves; Psittaciformes; Psittacidae
Gene: MRPS18C
Product: mitochondrial ribosomal protein S18C
Exons: 6
Coding region: 341-730 (129 amino acids)
Biological process (GO): mitochondrial translation
Cellular component (GO): ribosome; mitochondrial small ribosomal subunit
Molecular function (GO): structural constituent of ribosome; small ribosomal subunit rRNA binding
Source: RefSeq, a predicted model, not a curated record
GGAGGCGGUAUCGCCUCCGGCCAGCACUACGAGGAAGGGGUGCGGAGACCGUCACGGCCGCGGCAGGCCACGGCGAGGGGCAGCCGAAGGGCCGAGGAGAGACGCGGCCGCCAUGAAGCGAGCGGAAACCCACCUGCGGCUCCAGCAGGCACCAGCAUCACUUCCGCCAACUCGCUGCUGAGACACAGAGCCCGCGGCCCAGCAGCGGCCAAUCGCCUGCCUCCAAGAAGGGCGGGCCGCGCACCCAUUGGCCGGCGAAUCGCAUUUGUGCGGGCGGUCGGGCGAGCGAUGACCUGUAGUCGGAAGUGCUGCCUGCGGGGUGUGCGCUGUAGGGGACAACAUGGCGGCGCGGGCUGCGGCGGCGCGGCCCUGGCGGCGGCUGGUACCGGCGGCGCUGUGGGCGCGGCCGCGCCGCCUGCAGCACGAGCAGCUGCCCGAGCACUCGGACCAGCCCAUACAAAUGGAGAACCCCUAUAAAGAGCCUCCAAAAAGAUGUGUCUUAUGUGGAAUAAAUGUGGACUACAAGAAUGUGCAGCUUCUUUCCCAGUUUGUUUCUCCGCAUACUGGCCGCAUUUAUGGCAGGCAUAUAACAGGUUUGUGCAACAAGAAGCAGAAGGAAAUUACAAAAGCCAUUAAAAGAGCUCAAGUAAUUGGAUUUAUGCCAGUUAUGUUUAAGAACCCAGCAUUUCUCACAGACCCCAAGAUAUGUAAUAUUAGAUAUCCAGAGUAAUAUACUGUAAAGAAAUAAACAAUAAAACUACUUUUCAUGAUUA